CGUUUCCUGCUGCAACCUUCUCUUUUUCAGCUUUCUUCCACGUCCGAUCACUCCCGACCCUUUUUUCGAGCUUUGACCAAUCCGAGAACAUGAAGUACAUCAUCGGCAUCGGUGGAGUAACCGAUGGAGGGAAAACCACCCUCACCAACCGCCUGAUCAAGAACCUGCCCAACUGCUGCAUGGUCCAUCAGGAUGACUUCUUCAAGCCCCAAGAUCAGAGUGAAGUUGGUGAAGAUGGCUUUAAGCAGUUCGAUGUCAUCAAUGCUCUGGAUAUGGACGCCAUGAUGAGUACGAUCUUUGCGUGGCUGGAGAACCCGGUGAAGUUUGAGAAGUCUCAUGGCGUUAAUAACACCCUGAACACAGAGAUCGUCCUGAAGUCCGACCACAAGGAGGAGGAGGAGACUCACAUCCUCAUUGUGGAAGGCUUCCUGCUUUACACCUACAGGCCUUUGAUCGACGUGCUAAACCAGCGUUACUUUAUUUCCAUCCCAUAUAAAGAAUGCAAAAAGAGGAGGUGCUCUAGGAAGUAGACGGUGCCAGACCCCCCAGCCUGUUUGAUGGUCACGUCUGGACCAUAGACCUGCAACACAAGAACAUCUGCUCACUGAGAAAGAUUAUUGAGAGCAGCUUUUUGUGAUUUCUAUGCAGAACACUAUGAUGUUUGCUGAGCUGUGCACUAUUAAAUGACUUAAGAAUAUGGAUUAUUGCUGCUGUUUAUUAUUGUUCUCAGGUUUACUAUUAAAUGUAUAGAGUGCUGCUAAUUGUAUUUUAAAAUUUACAUUACUACACAGAACAUUUAAGAUUAUUUUACCAAAGAUCAAGGGUACAGAUUGUUGUUGUUCACUGUGUAUUGGGUAGUACUCAUUUUGAUUUAGACUGAUUAGCAUACAGAACCCUAUGUUGUUUCUGGUUUAUAGAUAGAUAG
Molecule: messenger RNA, 925 nt
Organism: Acanthochromis polyacanthus (spiny chromis)
Lineage: Eukaryota; Metazoa; Chordata; Actinopteri; Pomacentridae
Product: nicotinamide riboside kinase 2-like
Exons: 1
Coding region: 90-530 (146 amino acids)
Cellular component (GO): cytoplasm
Source: RefSeq, a predicted model, not a curated record